UAUCCUCAGAGUUGUGUAAAAUCAAGUCAGCGAUCAAAACCUGGAGGAAUUUCAGCUGUGCUUUUCAGUGUAUUUUUUCUUAAAGAUGAACCUGUGGCUGCUUCUUACUCUCACUGCUCUGGCUGAAUAUGCUUACCAAACGAGAGGCACCCACUCGUGCCCAGAUCUGUGCACUUGCUCCUUUCUACCUUCGAGUGCAGAGGUGGUGUGCCACCAAAGCUCCCUCACAUAUUUUCCUGCAGAUGGUUUAUAUCCCAACAUCACACGAUUGUCCAUCCAGUCCACAAACCUCAGCUUCAUUACAGCCAGACAUCUGAGUUUUGUGCCUCUUUUAAACCACCUCCAGCUGUAUCACACUAAUCUUUCAAGUCUUCCUUCAGACCUACUGGGUGCCAUUCCUCACCUGCGUACGUUGGAUCUCACAGGUAAUCAGCUGAUUCAUCUGCCCCCCAAAGUCUUCGUUCAUUCCUUGCUCCGUAGUCUGGUGCUGAAGAAUAAUUUAAUUGAAAAAGCUCAUGGAGAGUGGUUUUCCGACAACAGCAGUCUCACCUGGCUGGAUUUGUCUGGGAACCGUUUAACGAGCAUUUCAGCUUCUCUGCUUCAGAAGCUGCUUCAUCUGGAAAAUCUCGACCUAAGUCAUAACCAUCUGCAAGAGCUACAGCCCGACACACUAGCAAACCUACAUCACCUCGAGACACUAAACCUCGCUGGGAACAAAUUAAUUUCCCUGAAGCCUUCAACGUUUAGUCACAACCUGAAACUCUCACAGCUGUUUCUGCAGGAGAAUCAGCUCCGAGAGCUGCCAGUGACGCUCCUCCAGGGUCUGCAACACCUUGAACUUCUGCUGCUUAAUCAGAAUCGGCUACGGUAUCUCCCCUCAGGUCUGCUGGAUGACAGAAAAUCCUCUUUUCAGAUGACCAUAACAGGGAACCCCUGGCAGUGUGAUGCCAACCUGGAGUAUCUGUGGAAGUGGCUCACUAACCAUCCUCAAAAUGUCUUCUUUCUAGAUGAGGUGGUUUGCGACGGCCCUGAAGCUCUGAAACAUAAACAAGUUGUUUCUUUAACUGACAGUCAGCUUGAUCCUAAAUAACAGAGACUCACAAUUAAUGAUGUGACUGUGAAACAGAUGUUUUGCAUUAUUACUGCACAUAUAACCAGCCUGUUUCUUGUGAGCUGUCAUUUAUUCCCCCCUUUGUUUAGAUAUUGUCCAGCCCACCGGGUGGCGUAAGAUACUCAAUAAAUUUUCAGCCCAGAGGGCUGAAUAGGCAGUAUGGCUCAUUUACUCACUAUAUCCCAGCCAAAAACAUGUUAAACCAAAUGCAUUCACUAAUACAUUCUCACUGAAUUGAUUUUCUUUCAGGCUUGUUUUCUGUAAGAUUUAUAACCGCAGAUUGAGAUAAAGUAACCCAGGUUUAAAAAUGCUCUCACUUCCAUAAGGGAUUAAACAUAUUUUCAUGAAUAAUCAAUUUAUAGUCCAGAGAUUAGGACCAGAAAUGGACGUCCUUGAUAAAAGAGAAGAGAAGAGCUCUUGUGAGAUUUCUCAUGGUGCACGCUUGCACCAACAGCUCUGUCUCGCUUGUUUGUUGUGUUGCAGAUUGCAGCAUUGUUUCAGUUGUGCCCUUUUGUUUUUAAUGAUGUUGAGCAUGUGGGAGUGAGUGGGCAGUGCAAUGGCUCAGUCUUGCAGCUGACCUCUUCUGGAUGUGUUUAAAUAUCUCCCUUUUUCUUUCUUUAGGUUUCUUUUCUCUCUCUCUUUCUUUCAUAUUGUGUAUGGGUAUAUAUCUUCUGCAUGCCCACACACCCCCAUACUCACGCCUUGAUCACAGUGAGUGCACUGGACUAUAAUUUAUUACUUUUAUAGCAUACAAAACAUUGGAGCCUCUUGAGGCUGUUACUUAUGAAAAUUAAACCUUGUUCAUAAAAGUUCCCCAGAGAGUGGAAGAAGAACUCAAAUGGAUUGAUGUAUGUCUUUUAUUCCACCUCUUUGAAUUGUACCCUGAAGGUUGAAGGUCGAGGAAGUGGGCUCAGUGGUUCAAAUCCUAAUUCCCUCUAAUGAAAAUUCUCUCAGGUUGUGAGCAGAUGCAUUGAACUCGACCUUAACAACGUCCCUUUCUGUUUGUCUUUAAUCUGCUUGUGCUUCUACAACCCACAGGCUCUGAGGUUUAGAAGUGUGUGGUAGUGGUGGGCAUUACUUUGCAAGGAAAAUGAGGAUGAAACUUUUCUAAGUGCUGAUGAGCACAGAGGAAUGGAGUCUGUCUAACUGUCUGCUAAUGAAGGACACUAAAGUCUAAUAGAUCACAUGCGAGGCUUGGAGACAAGAAAAUUACUGUAGCCUUUCUGACUUUGUUCUGCAAUAAUGGAGAUGUGAUUUUCUUUGAUUGCUGCUAAUUAGCACAUGUUAGAACACAUUACUUGGGAUUAAAUGUGCCAAAUUUAAAAUAACAUAUUAUUUUAUUUUUCACUAUAUUAGAGUUGCGGUCAUUUUAGUGUGUUUCUUUUUUCAAUCAGCAACAAUAGUCUUGAUUUAUUUUCUUCAGGAUGUAUCAAUGAACUAAAACAGCUUGUUGAGACUCACAUUUUAUUCUGAAUUGAGCAAAGAAGAAAUACCUUGAUUUUCAAAGGAAUUUGUUUUUUGACUAUGUACAACUGAUUUUUUUGCAUUAAAUUGACAGAAUAAUCUGCUGA
Neolamprologus brichardi is the source of this 2682-nucleotide messenger RNA. RefSeq lists its product as uncharacterized. Gene Ontology annotation, molecular function: protein binding. The record is from RefSeq and is a predicted model, not a curated record. Gene Ontology annotation, cellular component: plasma membrane. Lineage: Eukaryota; Metazoa; Chordata; Actinopteri; Cichliformes; Cichlidae.